GCAACACCAUCCCUCAUCUGUCAUGCGGCAAAACACAAAAUAGCAGCGAAGAAGAAUCAAAGAAAACAGCGUCCACAAUAAACGUUUAUAAUUUAUUAAUAAAUAUUUGACGAAAUUAAACAAUUGUGUUCCAAUCAAAGGCUGAUUAGUUAAUAAAAGCAAAAAUGGCUCUUGUUAAACCCAAAUCUGAAUUGACACCCGAGGAAUUGGCUCGCCAGGAAGAGGAAGAAUUCAAUACAGGACCAUUGUCGGUGUUGACACAAUCGGUGAAGAACAACACUCAAGUAUUGAUCAAUUGCCGUAACAACAAGAAGCUUUUGGGUCGUGUAAAAGCCUUCGACCGUCACUGCAAUAUGGUCUUGGAGAAUGUCAAAGAAAUGUGGACCGAAAUACCACGUACAGGCAAGGGCAAGAAAAAAGUAAAACCUGUCAAUAAGGAUCGUUUCAUAUCGAAGAUGUUCCUCAGAGGGGAUUCGGUAAUUUUAGUACUAAGAAAUCCCUUGGCAACGGCUGGGGGAAAAUAAGAUGCGAUUCGAUAUCAUGUGAAGCAACAACUUACAUUUUAAGCAACAUCAAUAUGGAAUAAGUAACUAAACUCAAGGAAAACGAAAAUUUUUUGUUUAAUGCAAAAAAACUGAAAUAAUAUAAUAAAAUUUUUCUUUAAAUAUAUAGUAUACAA
Messenger RNA from Musca domestica (house fly), 679 nucleotides. RefSeq names its product probable small nuclear ribonucleoprotein Sm D2. The coding region runs from base 165 to 524 and encodes 119 amino acids. Gene Ontology annotation, cellular component: U4/U6 x U5 tri-snRNP complex; U5 snRNP; catalytic step 2 spliceosome. The transcript has 2 exons. The record is from RefSeq and is a predicted model, not a curated record. Gene Ontology annotation, biological process: spliceosomal snRNP assembly; RNA splicing. Gene Ontology annotation, molecular function: RNA binding. Lineage: Eukaryota; Metazoa; Arthropoda; Insecta; Diptera; Muscidae.